UCUUCCCUUGGCUCAUUCACUUCCGAUGGGAAUGAGAUUCUUCAACGUCACAUUCGGCUUUUCGCUCCUGUUCUUAGUUAUGGCCGCUGAAUCAUACGAAACUCCCUGGCCUUCGGAAGACUUCGACGAUCAGGACACGAGAGAGGUGCUGGUACCCAUCGCCUUCAUCCCGCUUCCCUUGGCCUACAACCACAUGCUGAGGACGAGCAGCAGCCACGCCCUCAAGCGAAACUCGGAGAUUCUGAACACCCUCCUCGGGUCGGGGGCCCUCAACAACAUGAAGAACAACGGCAGGCGGCGAUAGUUAUCUUUGCUUACCGGAUGACCAACGAACGGUAUUAGAAGAUGCUCACCUAGGCUCAGUGGAAAACCUACAGUGGAACGCCAAGAUGAUGACCCGUAUGAUACGUUUUUAGAUAAAUACACAUUUUAAUGAGUCAUUAACGUUCAAAGUGCACUGGCGCACUAUAACGUCAAAGCAGAAUAACAUGCAAACAAACGUGAGUGGCCCAGUCCUACCUCUCUCCAAGUUUAUAUUUUCCCUUUUCCUUGUAACUGGCUGGGUGUUGACUGCGUUCUUCUUCCCUUAUACCUUACCUUACAUUUCCUUACCCAACUACCCUUCAUUAUCCUAAGAAAUAACAGACU
This is a messenger RNA of Macrobrachium nipponense, 648 nucleotides long. RefSeq lists its product as uncharacterized. The record is from RefSeq and is a predicted model, not a curated record. NCBI's taxonomy places the organism in Eukaryota, Metazoa, Arthropoda, Malacostraca, Decapoda, Palaemonidae. The coding region runs from base 26 to 304 and encodes 92 amino acids. The transcript has 3 exons.